Mugil cephalus (flathead mullet) is the source of this 7750-nucleotide messenger RNA. Its product is annotated as protein MTSS 1-like. Gene Ontology annotation, biological process: plasma membrane organization; positive regulation of actin filament bundle assembly; adherens junction maintenance. Lineage: Eukaryota; Metazoa; Chordata; Actinopteri; Mugiliformes; Mugilidae. The record is from RefSeq and is a predicted model, not a curated record. Gene Ontology annotation, cellular component: cytoplasmic side of plasma membrane; actin cytoskeleton. Gene Ontology annotation, molecular function: phospholipid binding; actin binding. The transcript is spliced from 15 exons.
AAUAUCCCAGUUUUAUGUUUGAAGACAUAACAAGAAACAACACGUCAUUACAUGAAUAUAAAAAGGGCAAAAUACCAACUUUAAAACUCGUGAGUGUAAUUUUAGAAAAUUUAUUUUGCUAUUUUUCUAGUCAAAUCUCCUUAUAAAUGCGUUUCAUGACUUUUUUUAAUCUCCUUUUCUGUUUCAUCGUCUUAUACCUGCAGUCUUUCUUCUUAGCACAUGUGAUUAUUUCAUUCAGAUCCUGGAUUUUCUGCUCUACUAUCAGACCUCUCCAUUAACAAAAAACCUUCCAGGGGCUGAAGGGGCGGGGCCUUGCUGACGCGCGUUCACUAGCUCCUCUGCGCGCUCCCGGUCCUCCCCUCCUCGUCACCUUCAGUGGCGCAGCUCGGUGCGUAAAGUUGAUCGUGUGUGCGUCCUCCGCUCCAACAUGCCUCUCCUCCCCCUGCAGACAUGGGACCUAUCCGCUGUGAGUGGACUCUGACCGGCCCUGGUUCUCCUCCUGCCCGCCCUCUGCUCUCCAUCAGCCGGGGAAACCCUGCGGCGCGACUCUGAGCCUUUUCUCCGCCGCCACCACCACCACCACCUCCUCCACCUUAAACCACCACCGAGCCGCGUCUUUGUGCCGUUUGUCUCAUUUAUGGACUCCAGAAGCUCCGACUGAGAGCACCGCUUGUAAUUGUCCGUUGACGCAGCUGAAGAUGGAGACGGUGAUGGAGCGGGAGUGCAGCGCGCUGGGGGGGCUGUUCCAGACCGUCAUAGGAGACAUGAAGGGCAGUUAUCCGGUCUGGGACGACUUCAUCAGCAAGGCCAGCAAACUGCAGUCACAGCUCAGGACGACGGUUGUGGCGGUAGCAGCGUUUCUCGACGCCUUUCAGAAGGUGGCUGAUCUGGCCACCAACAGCCGAGGAGGAACCAGGGACAUCGGCUCAGCCCUCACCAGGAUGUGCAUGAGGCAUCGCAGCAUCGAGGCCAAACUCCGCCAGUUCUCCAUGGUUUUUCUGGACUGUCUGAUCAACCCUCUACAGGAGCAGAUGGAGGAGUGGAAGAGAGUCGCCAACACUCUGGACAAAGACCAUGCCAAAGAGUACAAGAAGGCCCGUCAGGAGAUCAAGAAGAGAUCAUCUGACACCCUGAAGCUGCAGAAGAAAGCCAAGAAAGCUGAUGUCUUUGGCCGCGGGGACCUGCAGCCUCAGCUGGACAGCGCGAUGCAGGACGUCAGCGAUAAGUUCCUCCUGCUGGAGGAGACGGAGAAGCAGGCGGUGAGGAAGGCGCUGGUGGAGGAGAGGAGUCGCUUCUGCUGCUUCGUGUCCAUGCUGAGACCCGUCGUGGUCAGUGAGACGUCCACACACGGGGAACUCACUCACCUCCAGACGCUGACAGACACCUACAUCUCACCAUGACCCUCACAUCCUCCGUCCUCCUCAACAGAAACCUUCUCCCUGUCUCUUCCUGUCCAGGUGAUCGUGGACCUGAAGGGCUCAGACUGCACCUGGUCCUACCAAACUCCGCCCUCGUCCCCCAGCACCACCGUAUCCAGGAAGUCCAGCAUGUGCAGCAGCUUGAACAGCGUCAACAGCAGCGACUCUCGCUCCAGCGGCUCACACUGCCACUCCCCCACCUCCCACUUCCGCUACCGCGCCUCCUCCUCCUCCUCCUCCUCGGUGCUGCCCCAGCAGGUGCCGGCCCGCCUCUCCUCCGUCUCCUCCCACGACUCCGGCUUCAUGUCCCAGGACGCCUUCCAGUCCAAGUCGCCUUCACCGAUGCCCCCGGAGACGCUGCAGUUGUCAAACGGCUUUGACCUCCAUCACGCUGGGGCCCAGGACUCCCACCUCCACCCUCCAUACUUCACCUACUCCUCCACCACCUCCCCCAUCUCCUCGCCCUCCUAUUCGUCCGUGUCGCCCUCCUGGCCGUGGUCUCAGCCUGCAGAGCUCCCUCCUCUCGGCCCCUCGGGGCUCGGAGCCGUCCCGUCGUCCAGAGUCCCGUCCUGGAAGGACUGGGCCAAACCAGGUCCCUACGACCAGCCCCUGGUCAACACCCUGAAGAGGAGCAGCCGCAGAGACACUACAGAUCCCAGCAGCCACCAGGAGGGCGGCACGCAGGGGGGGGAGGAGCCACAGGGGGGGGUUAAAGGAAGCCACGGCCUGACGUCCCCCAAGGUGGACAGGGAGACCCGGGAGGAGUUGGCCAAAGCUCUGGCCCGUGGCCUCCAGCUGGACAUCCACGGCUCCAGCAGAGACUCUGUCCAGGGCUCCAGCGGCUACAGCAGCCAGACCAACACCCCCUGCUGCUCCGAGGACACCAUCCCCUCACAAGUCUCAGACUGUGACUACUACUCUGUGGGUGUGGACCAGGACGGGGACCAGCAGGCGUCCCCAGACUUUGAUAAGUCGUCCACCAUCCCCAGGAACAGCGACAUCACUCAGUCCUACCGCCGCAUGUUCCAGUCCAAGCGCCCCGCCUCCACCGCCGGCCUGCCCUCCGCCCCCUCCGCCGUCAUCACGCCGGGCGUGGCCACCAUCCGACGGACGCCGUCCUCCAAACCCAACCUGCGCCGGCCCUCGGGGGGCCUCAGCCUGGGCCCCAUCCCCAUCAAGCCGCCCAUGAUCCCGGUCAAGACCCCGACUGUGCCUGAACUGCCCGGUUUCCCCAGCAGAGCGGCGCCGGAGGAUCGGACCCCCUCCGGCACCCCGCUGUCGCCCAAGUCCGUCCCCUGGGAGGUCCAGCAGCAGGGCCAGGGGUCGGACCCGCCCUCCCCGCCGCCCCAGCCCGGGGGCCGGCCCUCGGAGUGGGAGCGGCGGCCCCUCCCGGAGCUCCUGGAGGAGACGGAGUACGGGGAGGUGGAGGACUUCCUGGUGGCUAUCAGACGAGGGGUCCGGCUCAAAAAGACCACGAGCAACGACCGGUCUGCUCCGAGUAUCCACUGAGACGCCCGGGCCGGUCUGGGGCCGGUCUGGGGCCGGUCUGGGGCCGGUUUGGGGGCCGGUCUGGGGCCGGUCUGGGGGCCGGUCUGGGGGCCACGGCUUCAGAAUACUGAAAAGGAAAAGAAAAGGUGAAGUGGUGCGAAGGGAAGGAGGAAGUUGCCCGGAAACUGAUGGAGAUCAGCUCUCAAAGUUUUCAUAUUUACACUCUUCAUUUAUUUAUUACUGCACUGAUCCUGGAGUAACACAACCUGUACGUACACAAUCAGAACCACAACAAUCUCCUUCACGCUUAAUGGAUCGGAGCGAAAUGAGGACGAGGACGGAAGAAGAUCUGCAGCUGAACUCCACUGAUCUCAGAUCGUUUCCUCGGCAACUUCAGGCGAGAGUUGAAGGGACAUGAAUUAAUUAAUUAAUGAAAUGAAACUAAGGUGAGCAGUGAGAGGAAGGAAGUGAGGAUGGAUGAAGGAGGGAGAGCUGGAAGGACGUGGGAGUAUUUUCAGAAGAUCAAAUCACUAUUUGUGUGUGUACAUAUUUCUAUUUUGAUGUGUGUGUUCGUUCUCCAUUCGCUCCUUUUACGUAGUCGCCAUUUCCUCUAAAGGUGCCAAAAGCCCGAGUGCUGGAUCCUACUUAGACAUAUUUAAUUCAAAAGGAUGCUGGAUUAUUAUUAUUAUUAUUAUUAUUAUUAAUGUUAAGGUUUUUUUAAGUGUAAAGGUCAUAGAUAGAGGGUGUUUGAGUAUUUGUACAUGUAGAGUAGCGAGCUGCAGAGUGUUUGUUGCUAACAGUCGACUGACUGCAUGUUCUAGAGUUGGCUCCAGUACAAAUGAACCAUUUUGCCUUUUAAAUUAGAUCCAUGAGGGAAUAAAAGUCCCGGGACUGGAUCAGGACGCCAGCGCCUGGAUGGAUUAAAGGUGGAGCGAAGCCGUCAGACCCGAGUCUUGACCUCGGUGACAGGAACCACUGGCAGCUCUAGGUUUUUCCUCACAAACAUGCAGAGAAUUGCUAACGAACAUGCUACAUGCUAACUCCCCGCUAGCGUUCAAAGCUCCCAACGCUGCAGCCGAUUGGUUGAAGUUCUUGAUCCAAUCGAAUCAUCCCAACAAAAACGUCCACAUCCAGAAACUCCUAUAAAAACUAAACUGAUUCGUAUUUAUUUCUGAUUUUUUCUGCAUAAAUCUCUUCAACCACUUCAACACUUUACAAAAAGACCAAGAGUUCAGUCAUUUUGAGGAUUUUAACCCUUUAAAGUUUGUUUGAUCCUUGAAGUCACACAUUCAAAAAGCUGCUAAACUCAAUGACACAAGGACAGAAGUUAAUGACGUAUCAAACAUUUUAUUCAUAGAGCGAAAUGGAUUUUACUACUGAACACUAAAAAUAACAAAUCUGACCAUUUUCUCCUGAAUGAACCCUGAUAUCACAGAAUGAGUGAUUUUAUUGUGUCAUGGCUGAGACAUUAAUAAACGUGGUUAUAAUGGAAGUCAAUGGGACAUAUUUAGUCGUAAAUUUUAAAUCUGACAAGAAAACUAAUGAUGCAAACAAGUGAAUAUUUUAGAUAAUGUUGGUCACUGGUCAAUGUUUUAUGGAAAACAGCUAAUUUUGUUUGAUUUAAUAUUUAUUUAUUUUUUGUAAAAAACAACAACAGUGACUUCAAGUUAUCAAAGUGGAAUUUAAAUGUUUAAAAUUCCUUAAAUUGAUUUAAUUUUUGGUAUUUUUGUAAAGUGAUUAUAUGAAAAAUAUAUAAAUGAGCUCAGUUUUUAUAGCAGUUUUAUUUUUCAUGGGUCUUUUUGUCCACUAAGGACACAGGAGGGUGGUGGAUGUUUGUUUACAGUGUUCUAAUUAAUUAUAUAUAUUAAUUAUUUUAAAUCUGUGUAGAGAUAGACUUUGUUACACAACAUUGUGCCAUAUGAACCGACACAGUCAAAAUGAAGAGGAAAGUUUGUCUCAAAUGGACAAAAACGUCCCUGAAUUUGUCUGAGGGUUAAAGUUUUCGUCCUUUUAGAUCCUGAAACCUUUUACAUUUAUUAUCAGCUCAGACCAGUGCUGCUGUAACUUAUUAUUAGUUUGUGCACAAACUGAACCGGGAGCUCGUGGUAACCAGGUCAUGAAGGCUUCCUCCACCUUCAUUCAGAGUCAGAGUCAGAGUCAGACCAUCGGGACUGUUCAACGCUUAUUUUACCUGUUUUUAAUUCUUGUAUUAUUAUUUUUAACACUCAGUUUCCUAUAAAGCACUUUUAUGAUGUGAACAAAUUCAAAAAUGCACAAAAGCCAAGUAAAAAAAAAAAAACCCUGAGUUCAUGGUUCCAGUUAUAAUUUAACGUCGCAGACGUAGAAUCUGUGACGUGUGUUAAUCUCCUGCCGACCGUGUAGCACCGGACAGUGUGUUAGUUUACUCUUAAACAGGAGCAGUAUCCGUAGCAAACUGAAGUAACGUGGAUCCGUGUCUGCACACGUGUUAAUGAGCAGCUGUGUUUUAGUGAAGCUGCUGCAGAGUCAGUGUUUUAAUAUCUAAUAAUCCUGGGACAGCGCGCUGCAAUAACCUGAUCCAUAUAUUUAAAAGUCAAAUAAUUAUAUCUGGUCUGUGUAAAAGUUGUAGCAAUAGUGAACUUUCAAAGAAUAGAUUUAGAUGAACUUCCAGACGAAUGAAUACGGAGUCAUUAGACUGGUCCCUGUCUUAAUAAAUUCAAAUACACAAGUUAAAAUAUUAAAAUAUUAAAGUGUUCAUGAUACUGGAGAGAAAACACAACAUCCUGAGAGGUGCCUGAGCUGGUCUGGAGUUUUAUCGUUUGGUCCUACGCUGCGCCGCCAUGUUGGAAGUCUUUUAGCUUUUAGCUCUUAGCUGUUAGCUUUUAGCUCUGAACAAACUAUUACAUGAAUUAUUGAAUCGUCGCUCGUUGAGUUUCUGAUAAAAACUGUGUUAACUUCAGCCAAGAGUCAGGAGAGAACCGCUGCUAGGAGGCUAACAGUUUAGCAUUAGCAUGCUAAUGGGAUGAUGAAAGGAUGAGGCCGUGGGGAAAAUCGACAUUUUCCCCGGACAUAUUUUAAACUUUACGAUCGUAAAACCCAAUAUGUCGUUUUCCUCUGGUUUCACUCAUAAAAACCAUUAAAGGAUUCAACCAACACAACGACGUUUUAACUGUGUUCCAGCUUUGAUUCCUCCAGAACUAAACCACUUUGAGCUCAUUCAUGGUCUUUGUCUCUUUUCAAAGACACAAAAGUCAGAAUCUCUCUAACACGUUCAUGAGCAGCGUUCAGGCUUAUAAACUGCUGUGGUUAAAUUAUGUUCUCUUCUAACCUAAACAAAUAAACCCUGUAAACACAGAUCGUGUAUUUGCAGACUUAGCAUUAGAGGAGCUAAGGCUAUGGCUAAGCUAAUGCUAAAGCUAAGGCUAAGGCAAUGGCUAAAGCUAAGGCUAUGGCUUAAGCUAAGGCUAAGGCUAUGGCUAAAGCUAAAGCUAAAAGGCUAAAGCUAAGGCUUCCGUCGCUGACCGGUGACUAAACGCUGGGAUUAAACGGCUCCGACUAAAAUCCAUCUACGUGUAACAGAGUUGAUCUAAUUUUGCAUAAAAACAAACUGUGACAUUAAUGUGGCGUCAUCUUUUCCCUGUUAAUUCGUUUCGUUUUUUAUGUGUUGCCUUUCUAAACUGCCAGCUGUUCCGUUUCUAACCUAUUAACACGUAUAUUUAAUAUGCAUGUGGUUCGCUUCUUUUCUACCCGAACUUAUUUCCUCGGCUCCGUCCGACCUAGAAAAAGCAUUUUAGACACCGCCUGCCGUUUAAAUCUGUUUCCUACUCUAUGAAGACUCUCUGAAGCCCGUCCGCUUUUAUAAAUAAAUAUAAAAUAAAUGUUUUUGUUUCAUUUCGGUGCAGGUUUCAGAGAACAGUUGUGUAGCUGAUGCGAUAACAAGCGUAUGAAGCCGAAUGUUUGAGCCUGUUCACACUGUUACUGCGUCUGUUUUAAUGGUCUCACACGCUGAGGACGAGGAUUAGUCCUCAGUGUGUCCUCAGUGUGUCCUCAGUGUGUCCUCAUUGUGUCCUCAUUGUGUCCACAGGUCUUUAUUCUGUGUGUGUCUUCACCCUUUAACGCCUUUUAUUUCAGACAAGUUGCCAAAUUUUCUACAUUUGUUUUUUUUUAUGUUCCUACUUCAGGUGCUCUCUCCUAAAACAGUUUCCCUCAUGAUAUCAAACAUUUGCUGAAUAUAAUUUGAAUAUUUAAAAUGGGGAGUGGGGACGUUUGCGGAGGGAAAUAAUACAAAGAGUUAAAUCUGACUGGACGUGACUUAUUAUAUUAUUAUAUUUCUGUUGAUAAAUGUAAAAGGUAUUAAAUCAUCUAGACCUCCCAGGUUUACCCAGUCUGCUCUGAUUGGAGGGCGGGGCUACAAUUAGUUCACGCCCCUUCGUUCAGGAUGAGUCAUCAGCAAAGAAACACCAGAUCAGAUCCUGUAAACUGUAGAUUAAAUGAGUUCUCUGUGAGGUUUUAUUAUUUAAAAAAGAAAUGAAUGUAAAGUCUGUACUGUUAAUCAGAUUAUUACAUUAUUAAUCAUUUAAACCAUCAAGAGUUUUAAUAAAUCGACAUGUUUGUGUCUGUUUGUUUUUCUAUGUGUAACAGCUGAUUCUUUUUUUUUUCUUUUUUUUUAAAUAAAACCGUAGCGAACCAGGUGCAUCUGAGGAAACCUGCAUUUUGAUUGAUUUAUUUUAUGUUUUUAUUCUUUUUUAACGAGGCUGAAGUAGGAAAGUCUUUACUUUGACUGUUUAGGAUGUUCAGAUUAUCUCUGGUCUGACUUUUCCAUGCGAGACAUUUGAAUCGUCCCUGAAUAAAACUGAUCAAAUACA